This is a messenger RNA of Aspergillus alliaceus, 2953 nucleotides long. RefSeq names its product universal stress protein family domain protein. Bases 701 to 2755 code for a protein of 684 amino acids. NCBI's taxonomy places the organism in Eukaryota, Fungi, Ascomycota, Eurotiomycetes, Eurotiales, Aspergillaceae. The record is from RefSeq and is a predicted model, not a curated record. The transcript is spliced from 4 exons.
UUUUUUUUCACACUUUCAAAAGAAUAUCUUUUCCUCCACUUUACUUCCUUUUCUUUUGUUUGUAUUUCUCUUACCUUCUGGUGGGCUGAUUGAUCAGUCUUGAAGUCUCGAUCUUCGUGAAAGUGGAUUCAGUGUGAAGGACUUCAGAGCUCUUGCCGCGGCUUACAGUAAAAAAGGGUCCCUUGCAGAACAAAGUUGAGAGCUUAACCACACCCAAUAAUAAUCGAUUAUAAUCCUUCGACUUCCUGGGCACCAAUCGUCGUCGGUCCAACUCACCAGAUUCCUCCUCCUUUCACCCCUCAAAAGGCCAAAACAAAACCCUCAAGCUCCAAGGGUAAUUGUGAUUCAAGCCAAACGAGUCUCCUCUUCUUGGCAGUGAAACUAGUGGAAGAUCGACUGUGAUUGACACGGCUGCCUACUCGUGGAAGAGCAGUCGUUCAGUUUCUUUUUACUUAAAAGACGACGGACUUUCUUCUUCUUUAUUUCCCCCCCCCCAAAGAGUUGUUUUUUAUGGUUGAUCGUCCUAAGCUAUACUUACAACGACCAAACAGCUGAAAGCGGAAGUGCCCGUCCAGACCCGAGCUAAAAUCGUCAUUAGGUGGUGGAUCUCCACAUUCCUCAGCUGUUUGGUCAGCAUCUUGCCUCUGGUACGACUCGGUUCUCCACAGCUUAUCUACCGCCGCAGGCGGCGCCACCUACGAUGCAGCACUACUACGAUAGAAAGCCCGCCGCAAUGUCACUGGAAACUGCCCUCGAAGAAGAGCGCCGUGAGCUGGUUCAGGAAUUCGGAGGCCGCAGCGGUGCAAGCUCGCGACGGAAUCACAGAUCAACCCCGUCGGCCCCGGCGCGGAGCCUGCUGGAUAUUACUCCAUCUCCCGGGACUCUGCCUCCGCGGCACGGGUCCAUCGCCGGCAUUGGCGUCGGUGUGACUCCCCCUUCCGCACGACGCAGCUGGCAUGAACCCCUUGUUACGACACCUAGUCCUGCCACCCCUCCAACAAAAAAACCUUCCACCCCGCGGCGCACAACUUCGGCCGUGGCUCCGCCCCCAAUCCCGCAGAAGAAACCUCCCGCUGAUUCCGAGGACGCUCCCCGCAGAUCCAGCGAUCCGCUUUCGGUCAGCAAAGACAACAACAACAACAAUAAUAAUAAUAGACCCCGGCCGAGCAUCCGCUGGGACGAUUCGGUCACGAUGCCGCCAAGCGUCCUCUCUCAACGGCGUGCGAGCCAGGCACAGGAAAAACCGCCGACCAAGGCCCUGCAGGGCAGGAAUGCCAUGGCAGCGGUGAUGUCCGGUUUGGAUUUACGGGUCGGGUUGCCGAGUUUUACGAGAGGGAGGACCUCAUCACGGAACAGUUCAUCGCGCGGGACCUCGUUGGACUCACGAUUGUCCCCAAAGAAUCGCUGGCUCAGCCCGAGCUCUCGGAGUCCGGCGGCCCAGCCGGUAAAGCCGACUCCGGCUGCAGAAAAACCGAAGCCGACGGAGACGGAAAGCAGUAGUAAACCGCAGCCCCUUAGGCCGGCAGCUCGCCUCCAGCCAUCUGACGACGAUGUGCGUUCGCCGCCGGCUGGAGAUGAACGAUUGGAGAAAGACGUAUAUGACAGCGAAAACAACUUGAUCGAAAGUAGUGAAGAAGAAGUCGAUGACUCCACAAGCGAUGAUGAGGUUAGUUCUGAGCGUGGGCGCAAGAAAAACUCAGACCGUGCCACUCCGAUCGGAAAUGAUGGGGCGAGUGCUUCAAAGGCUGAUUCAAAAGAGGAGACGUCGGGGGAGAGCCCUGAUGACAAAUCGGACAAAUCAGAGUAUAUCCAUUCGGCGAAACAGGGCCCGAUUCCCAAGAAACCCGAAGUCCAUCCCCGGACAAGCUUCGACACUGCUUCGGCCGCAAACACCCCCUUUGGUUCUGAAGAUGAGGCAGAGCUGUCCGACAUCAAACGCGCUCAGAAACUCGGCAUCCAAAUGUCCUCAAUUGAUAGUUCAGUCCAUAAUAGAUCGAUCAGAACCAUUAUCCGUGGCGACUAUACAAGUCUGUCGGAACAAACCGAAGGUGGUCGGCGCCGGCAGCGUAAAUAUUUGGUAACUACGGAUCUGAGUGAAGAAUCCGUGUAUGCCUUGGAAUGGACCAUUGGCACGAUCCUUCGAGACGGCGACACGAUGUUUGCUGUCUGUGCUAUUCACGAAGAGACUGGUGCGCCAACCUCCGUUCAGAUCGGUGAGGGAGCCAAAGCCAUGCAGGACGCUGCAGCUGUUAUCGGGUCGCAGACCGAAGAGACGGUGCAGAUUUCGCAGAACGAUUCGUCUACCAACUUGUCCCGCGCGCUUUUGAGUCGCCUUGGGUCGGGAACAGAUAGCAAGCCCGGCUCUGUCGACUCGAGAGGGAUGACUAAGGCGGAGUCUGAACGCGUCCAUGCGGUUGAGGCCAUCUCCCAAACAUGUGUCCGUCUCCUGAGAAAGACGUUGUUGCAAGUACGAGUUGCCGUUGAGGUGAUUCAUUGCAAGAGCCCUAAACAUAUGAUUACCGAAGCUAUUGAUGGGCUCGAGCCAACGCUUGUUAUUGUCGGUGCUAGGGGCCGGAGCGCACUCAAAGGUGUACUCCUCGGGUCAUUCUCCAACUACCUGGUCAUGCAUUCCUCGGUCCCCGUCAUGGUGGCUCGGAGGAAGCUAAAGAAACAAACCAAGACCAAAAAGACGAACAUCCGUCUGUCGAAUAAUUUGUCUACACCAAAGAAGCUUGCCAUGGCCAAGGUGGAUUAGGUUAACUACUUAUUUCUGGCGUUUGCAUCAUCUCGGAUAGUUUGACGGUUUCUAGCCAUACGGCGCACUUAUCUUCAAUUCUCUAAUGUAUGAUUAUGAAUUAUGGUGGCCAUGAUGGACGAAGAUGCCUUGUUUUGCCUCUUGUUUCGUUUUAUUUUCAUUAUUUCGUCAUGGUUCCUUUUUUUUUUUUUUUUUUUU